Trachemys scripta elegans is the source of this 1230-nucleotide messenger RNA. RefSeq lists its product as uncharacterized. NCBI's taxonomy places the organism in Eukaryota, Metazoa, Chordata, Testudines, Emydidae. The coding region runs from base 74 to 1198 and encodes 374 amino acids. The record is from RefSeq and is a predicted model, not a curated record. The transcript has 8 exons.
UCCACCUCUGUAAACCCCUCUCUUCUAUAACAAGACAACCUCUCCUUUAUGUCAGGGAUAUGGUUCCUCAGGCAUGUUUCCAAGCCUUGUCCAGACUAACAUUGAUGCCGUGUACCUACUCAGUAGGAAAGUGAAAAAGCCAAAGUUCAGAGCCAUCAGGAGUUCUCCUGAUGACGGCAAGUCGGUCUACAACUACAGUUCUCAGAAUCUGAAUUCUGCAGAACGGGCAAAGAUGCAACUUCGUAAAGAGCUGGCAAAGAAACCAGAGAGGAGAUUCGCUUAUUGCCACGAAUACCUGUCAGCCAUGUUUGAUCCUGUGGAUUUGGACACUGUCCGCAAAGAAUCUAUUGCAAAAUCCAAGAAUUUGUGGGUAUCACCAAGUGGGUUUGUAUGUCCUGGAUUUAAGAGCUGCAUUGAAUCCAAUCUGCACCCUCGGAUGCCUGAUGAGACACGUUUGAAGGAGUUAACUGAGAAAUGGCAGGAGAACCUUCUGUUUGCUAACAUUUUGGAGCCAGUGCUGAGUCGUGACAGAUGGAGUUGGGACCAGCGUCAUAUAGAUUUUGAUCUUUACAAGAAGCCACCUGUUUACCUCCCAGCAUCAGCUCCUGCUACUCAUCGGGCAGUGGACACUUGGCUACAUGAAGACUCUGGUCAGCUUCAGAAAACUGUAUUUGAUGACACCAAGCUGAAAGUUUACAGGUGCUCCACAGCAGCCGAGCUAACCCCACGUGGCCCAAAAGCCAGUGCCCAGCUAGACAAACUACAGGGACUUCUCAAAGAUGAACCAGAGAAAUUCUCACUUAAGAGACCAGCCAUGAUCCUGCGGCCUAUCCCAGCACUGUCCGUGUUGCAGCAUAUACCUGCCUGUGGCAGUUACCCAGACCUGACCAGAAAGAGGAGCACCACCCAUGGAUUUGUUCCAGGUCUUGAAGACCAGCACAGUUUGAAGUGGAAUGGGAAUAUAGUCCCCUGCCAUGACAUGGAACACAGAAAGUUUGAAAAGCUGAAAGGAGCCGACUUCAAUUUACUUUGUUAUGAACAUUCCUUUCUUUACAAGAGGAAAAGACCAGAGAAGGGAGGGGAGGAUACAACCCUUCUGCUACAGCAAGAUGCCACUCAACAGUCAGGCCAAGAGCAUGGAAACAUUGGAUUGUCUGUUGUGUGGACUGAAUGGCUUCUUGGAGGGUCCUGGCUUUGAAAAGGCAGCUGUCAAGGUAAGUAAAAAUUAUG